Molecule: messenger RNA, 480 nt
Organism: Adineta steineri
Lineage: Eukaryota; Metazoa; Rotifera; Eurotatoria; Adinetida; Adinetidae
Source: the annotation of a GenBank genome assembly
AUGGGUUGUACUACGGGAAUGUUGAAUCCAUGGACAAAAGAGGAAGUCGAUAUACAAUUAGAACAGUUAAUACCCCUUCUACCACAAGCAGAAUUGAUGGGCGGUGGAAUAAUCAAACUCCGAGGAUCCAGUGGGUUUUUCAAUCCGAACUCUCUUCUCGAUCCAAAUUGGUUGAAGGACAAAAUAACACCAGAAGAAUAUCGCGAUGCAAUCGAUUACAUUAAUAGACGUACAGGUUAUACUUAUAUUGGUCUCUCAAAGACAGUUUUACUAUCAGAUGUGAGACUACGUGAACAGCUGAGAACUCAAGCAGGCAUGGCAGCUGUCGAAGAUUUAAAUAAACGUUAUACAUCAAUUAAAUUUACAUAUCAACCAACAGCCGAAACCGUCGUAAUGAAUAUACUUCCAUCUCUAGGACAUAGUCGCCUAAUCGUCGGUAAUCGUUAUACAGUCACAUAUCUAUAUAUCGCUUUUCUUUAG